UUAUUGCCCGACUUUGAUGAUAUAGAUCAUUACGGUGAAGAUGAAGAAGAUGAAGUUCAAGAAAUUGACAUUUGUGGCAAGAAGAUGAAGUUCGACAUUCGUGGCAAGAGAGUGCUUACUAGUGAUAGAAGUAAAAGAUGAUACCAAUCCAACUUGAAGAAACCAAAACAGAAGGGGCCUAUAGACUUGUUUUUUACUCCUAAUCCAAAGAAAGCGGUUCAAGCUAGGAAAGAAAGGAAGAUGAAACAAACAUCAAUAAAUGAGGCGUGCAAGAAAAAACUAAGAAAAAAGGCAAUGGGAGAUUUUGCUAGGUGGAUGUAUGAUGUUGGAAUACCAUUUAAUGUUGUACAUCUGAGCAGCUUUGCAGUGGCACUUGAAUCGAUUGGACAAUAUGGUCCUGGAAUAAAGCCACUUAGUUAUCAUGAAGUGAGAGUUCCUUACCUAAAGGAGGAAGUUAGUCGAAUGAAAGAGUUGUUAAAGGUCCAUAAGGAGGAAUGGACAAAAUAUGGCUGCUCAAUUAUGUCUGAUGGUUGGAGAGAUUCGGUUGCUAAUAAGGACAUAAUAAACUUUUUAGUGAACUCUCCAAGAGGAUCAGUAUUCAUCAAGUCUAUUGAUGCUUCUAAUAUUGUCAAGAAUGCAGAUAGAAUGUAUAGAUUACUUGAUGAGAUGGUUGAGGAAAUUGGAGAAUCAAAUGUGAUUCAAGUGGUAACUGACAAUGCGUCAAACUAUGUUGCAACAGGUAAGAACUUAUUUUUAGAACUACUUUCUAUAGUCUAUAUAUUGUUUAUUUUAAUAUUUUAAUGGUUUUAUUCCUUGAUUUUUGAAUAGGGAGAUUGUUGGAAGCAAAUAGGCCACAUUUAUAUUGGACACCGUGUGCUGCUCAUUGCAUUGAUUUAAUUUUGGAGGAUAUUGGGAAGAUGCCUUCAAUUCAUGCAACUUUGAAAAGGGCAAUUUUUUUGAAUGACUAUAUCUAUAACCGUGUGGGCGUUGUCAACUUGAUGAGACAGUUCACUGGAGGAAAGGAGUUACUAAGACCUGCAGUUACAAGAUUUGCAACUGCCUUCAUCACCCUCCGUUCAAUCCAUCUUCAAAAGAACAACUUGAGGAAGAUGUUUACUUCUGAAGAUUGGAAUACUAAUAAAUGGGCAAAAGAGGCGGCUGGCAAAAGAGCAGCUACUAUUAUUUUGAUGCCUACUUUUUAGAGUACCAUCAUCUAUGCUCUUAAGUUAACAGGUCCACUUGUUCGUGUACUCCGUUUGGUUGAUGGGGAAAAGAAGCCUGCAAUGGGAUACAUUUAUGAAGCAAUGGAUAGGGCUAAGGAAGCCAUAGCUAAGGCUUUUGGUGAGAGAGAGGAUAAAUUCAAGGAGGCAUUUGAAAUUAUUGAUACGAGGUGGGGAUGCCAACUCCAUCAACCGUUGCAUGCAGCUGCACACUACUUGAAUCCAGAAUUUUUCUAUUCAAACCCCAACAUUUUGCAAGAUGAAGAAAUUAUGACGGGUUUGUACAAAUGUAUUGCAAGGUUACUGCCAACUAUUGAAAUGCAAGAUAAAGUUUCAAAUGAGUUGGAAAAAUACAAUGCCGCUAGUGGCGUCUUUGGAAUUAGUUUGGCAGUGAGACAAAGGAAGACAAAAGCACCAGGUAAAGUGGCAUUUGUACUACCUCUUUAUUAUUUUUGCUAUUUACCUAGUAGGUAUUCAUUUAAAAUUUAUUUUAUAACAGCGCAAUGGUGGAUGGCAUAUGGAUCAACAACACCAAACUUGCAAAAGUUUGUUGUGAAAAUUCUUAGCCUCACGUGUAGUGCUACCAGCUGCGAAAGAAAUUGGAGCAUAUUCCAACAUCUUCAUAGCAAAAGGAGAAAUAGGCUAUCCCAGCAACGCUUGAAUGAUUUGGUAUUUGUGAAAUAUAAUCGAACUCUGAGGCGUCGAUACGACAAACGUGACACCAUUGAUCCCAUCCUCCUAAAGGACAUUGAUGAUAGUUAUGAGUGGUUGAUUGGUAGGAUGGAUGGUGAUUCUGAUGAGGAUAAUGAACUUGUGUUUGAAGAUGAUAAUUUGACUUGGAAUUUUGUUGCUAGAGCUGCUGGACUAAAUAACCCCCCGCAUCACACUAGAUCAAGAAUAAGUACAAAUAUGCCAUCAUCGUCUAGAGGAAGAGAAAGGGCUUCAUCUAGUAGUGCAACCAGUGCUAGGGGUCGGACCACAAUGUUGGAACUUGUAGAUGAGGAUAAAAUCCAAGUGGAUAGUGCAAAGGAGACGGAAGAGGAAAAAGAUGUUGGAGAAAACAGUUCUGAUGAUGAAGAGGAAGAUGAUGAUAUCUUUGCCGACUUAGUUGAUGAUGAGUGAUGAUUGAGGAAGAUUUUUAGAUUUUAUAUUUUGAAAUCUUUUAUUGUACUCUUUUCUUUUGAUGUUGAACUAUGUUGAAUUAUUGAUGCUUUUGGGCUUCGUCUUGGCAAUUUUAUUAAAUUCCCAAUUUUG
Molecule: messenger RNA, 2474 nt
Organism: Malania oleifera
Lineage: Eukaryota; Viridiplantae; Streptophyta; Magnoliopsida; Santalales; Ximeniaceae
Exons: 2
Coding region: 1284-2342 (352 amino acids)
Molecular function (GO): protein dimerization activity
Source: RefSeq, a predicted model, not a curated record